Sclerotinia borealis F-4128 is the source of this 591-nucleotide messenger RNA. Lineage: Eukaryota; Fungi; Ascomycota; Leotiomycetes; Helotiales; Sclerotiniaceae. The record is from the annotation of a GenBank genome assembly.
AUGUCAGAAAACGUCCCCGAAUCAAUUCCCACCUCCGCAGACCCUCGUUCCAAGCGGCCCCUCAAACGUCGCGCGAUUUCUCCGCGCUCCGAAACCGCCUCUCAGAUCGACAAAUUGAUGACCGCACCCGAUCGCGAUAUCAAAAUCCCAUCCUCGACUUCCCUAGCCGUGAAGCGAGAGGGGGGCACAAAUGUUCCCGAGAUAGUGCAGAAUGUGCAGGGAAGUUCUGCAGGAGCGGGAUCUGGAGAGUUUCAUGUGUACAAAGCCAGUCGGAGACGGGAGUAUGAGAGAUUGAAGGGGAUGGAUGAGGAGGUUAGGCAAGAGGAAGAAGCGGAGAAUUGGGAGAGGGAAAAGAGGGAGAGGGAGGAGAAAGAUGCGGUGAAGACGAGGAAGGCUAGGGAGAAGAGGGAAAAGAAGAGAAAUAAGACAGGUGGUAAGGGCGACAUAUCUGGUGCUGGGGCACAAGCAGGAAAGGUGAAGCCUAGAAUUGAGGCAAAUGCUAGAGAAAAUGAUGCAAAUGAGGACGUUGGAACAAACAGUGUUGGGGAAGCACAAGAACAAGUCGGAGUCAUCAUCCAUGACGAUGAUUGA